Rosa rugosa (rugosa rose) is the source of this 1342-nucleotide messenger RNA. RefSeq lists its product as uncharacterized. The coding region runs from base 346 to 990 and encodes 214 amino acids. The record is from RefSeq and is a predicted model, not a curated record. The transcript has 6 exons. Lineage: Eukaryota; Viridiplantae; Streptophyta; Magnoliopsida; Rosales; Rosaceae.
UUGAAUGAAAACCCAGUAUAAAAAUAUCACAAAUAAAACCUUGAUUGGUUUCUGGAGACUUCUUGGGAGGUCUCUUCUGCUCAAUGUUUCUUUCCCCAUUCCUCCCAAACACCCAGGCCUAAAACAUGUUUAAUGUUUCGUAUCCAAAUCACCGAGGUGUAGUAGUAGUAGUAGUACACCAAGUUGUAUCACAUACAAAUUCUCUUUCUUCUAUGAUUGCCUUGUGUUAAGCAGCCUCUUGGGUACUAUAAUUUGUCGACCUGAAAUAUUUGGUUUGUUGUGUUGUGGUUUUGGUGGUGUUGUCUUUGUGCGAGUUUGGUUUUUUGCUUCAAGGGAAUUUGAAGAAUGGCUAAUAUGGAAGAGAAAGGCAAUGACUUUUAUGCUGUUUUGGGGUUGAAGAAGGAAUGCUCGGACUCGGAGCUCAGGAAUGCCUAUAAGAAACUUGCACUGAGAUGGCACCCAGAUCGUUGCUCGGCCUCAGGAAAUUCAAAGUUCGUGGAAGAAGCCAAGAUGAAGUUUCAGGACAUUCAACAAGCCUAUUCUGUUCUGUCUGACGCGAACAAGAGAUUUAUGUACGAUGUAGGAGCUUAUGAAGGUGAUGAUGACGAAAAUGGAAUGGGUGAUUUUUUGAACGAGAUGGCGGUGAUGAUGAGCCAGACUAAGCCGAAUGAAAAUGGAGGGGAGAGCUUUGAACAAUUGCAGGAACUCUUUGAAGAAAUGUUUCACGGAGAUAUUGAGAGUUUUAGCUCCUGCUCCCAGCCUCCUGCUUCCUGUUCUACUUCUUCAUCUUCAUACACAUCCUACUGUGAAAGUUCUACACCCAAUAACAAACGUAAUUCCUCUGAAAUGAAUUAUGGCAACGCAACCUUGGACAGUUCUGGUUUUGACACUCAUUUUCACAGUUUUUCUGUAGGGACAGGCGGAAAGCCAGCAAGGGAUCGGGAAAGGGAUGCCGGGAAGAGAAGGGAUUCCAGGAGGAGUAACGGGUAGGCGAAGGGAGGGCAGGAAACAAAAGGUUACAUCUGGGCACGAUGUCUCAUCUAAUGAUCACUCGGGUAUAUCUGCUAGAUAAUGCCAUUGAAUUGAUUCAGCUAUUUACCGAUUGCUAGAGAAUUAGUUGGCAGAGUUUUUAUCAGCUUGGAGAGUGCAGUAGCAAAAACAUCAUCAGCUUGAAGCAAUUACUGGUUCAAUUUAGGAAAACUAUUUAAUUAAGGUCAGGGUGAGCUUCCUAGUGCAUUUCUGCCAUGCCAUACAAUUUAAUGGUGAUGACAUUGUCUGAACUGUUCAUCUUUUUUUUUUUUUUUUUUUUAUGUUAAUUGAUGAGAUUUCCCUGUUUUUGCUA